Boeremia exigua is the source of this 2781-nucleotide messenger RNA. RefSeq names its product glutaminase A. The coding region runs from base 75 to 2537 and encodes 820 amino acids. The record is from RefSeq and is a predicted model, not a curated record. The transcript has 2 exons. NCBI's taxonomy places the organism in Eukaryota, Fungi, Ascomycota, Dothideomycetes, Pleosporales, Didymellaceae.
AGAUCGUUCGUACCACUGUUGUCCCGUUAUUGCGCAUUGUUUGUUACUGCCACUGUUCGUGACUAUUGGACGCAAUGAGAGCAUUCAGCGUCGUAGCCGCAACGCUUCUGGCAAGCGUCGCGGAAGCUUCGUCCCUCAAGCCGCCCAUCUUGCCGUUGAUCGUCAGGAACCCAUACCUCAGCACAUGGCUGCAAAAUGCACGCGAAGAGCCCUGGAGCAAAUGGCCCAUGUUUUGGACAGGCGAUGAGCUCGGCUUUGGCGUACUUGCAUCUGUCCCUGACACAAACAACGUGUACCCGCUGCUCGGCCGCCCGCACGACUCGCUCGAGCAGAGCAGUGAGCACUACACCGUCGCGUUCCCCAAAUACGAGGGCGCCAAAUACGAUGCGAGUACGACAAACUUGACCUUCUCAAUCCCUGCGCCGCCGAAGCUUGCCAGUGCGGGUGAUCUCGAGAUCACGUUGAGCUUCCUCUCGCCCAUCACGCCGACGUCGACGCUACGACAAUCGAUACCUGCUGCGUAUCUCAGCAUUCACGUACAAGGAAGCUUCGACGUAUCUGUAUAUGUUGACGUCAAUGGACAAUGGGUUAGCGGCAAGCGGGACAGCCUCAUAGAAUGGGGAUUGACUGAGCAAGGGUCUGCUGACUCUGCAGAAGGAUUGAAGACGUGGAGUGUCAAGCGCCAGGUCGAGCAGAUCUUUACUGAGGAACAUGAUCAAGCUGAGUGGGGCCAGCUGCAUUUCACUGGGCCGAGCGAUGUGAGCCAUGAGGCGGGAACAUCGGCGCUGCUGAGACAGCGCUUUGCGAAGACCGGGACACUGCAGAACCAGGUCGACAAAGACUUUCGCUCCAUCAUGGACGAGGAGCCUGUUUUCGCUUUCUCGAAGACCUUCAACUUGAAAAGCGCUUCCUCGGCCUCGACGAAAGCGGUUAGCGAGAGCGUUCUGUUCACGAUUACGCACGUCCAAGACCCCGUCACGCAGUACGCUUCAGCCCGGGGUCUUACCUACAUGAAGCCACUGUGGUCAUCGUGGUUCCACGGAGACGCCACGCUCAUCAAAUUCCACUACGGAGACUUUGCCAACGCAAACAGUCUAGCCAGCAACUACUCUGAGCAGUUACGCAUCGAUGCCUACCAAUCUGGCUCCACGAACUAUGUUGACAUCGUCGCGCUUUCUGCACGACAAGCAAUGGGUGCUACGAGUUUCUCCGGAACACCCGAGAGCCCGCUGCUUUUCUUGAAGGAGAUCUCAUCCAAUGGCAACAGCCAGACUGUGGAUGUCAUCUUCCCAGCCUUCCCCUUCUUCCUUUAUACCAACCCAAGGUGGCUCGCGUACCUUCUUGAACCUCUUCUUGAACAUCAGCUCAGCGGCCAAUAUCCCAACAAGUACUCGAUGCACGAUCUGGGUGCACACUUUCCCAAUCUGACUGGCCACGCUGAUGGCCGAGACGAAUACAUGCCCGUGGAAGAAUGUGGCGACAUGCUCAUCAUGGGUCUGGCUCUCAUUAAUUCUAUGAGCUACAGCUUCGAUGCCGAUGCUCAAUCCAUCUGGUCCACUAUCGGCGAUGACACUGAUGCUGUAGACUCGAACGAGAAGGCUUUCGCGCUCACGAAUAUCGGCGAACAUGGCGGCAUAUCAUACAUCGAUGACACUUGGGGUGGUCACACCAAAGGCGUCAAGCAAGCCAAGAAAUGGCUAGAAGAGAGUUAUGACCUUUGGAAGCAAUGGACAGGCUACCUAGUCGAAGAUGCCCUCGAACCUCACAAUCAGCUUUGCACAGAUGACUUUGCUGGCUGGUUGCCGCUGCAAACCAAUCUUGCCUUAAAGGGUAUCAUUGGCAUCAAAGCCUUCAGCGAAAUUGCAGACUUGAUGGACCGUACCGGCGACGCGAAGCACUAUCGCAAUAUUUCCGAGACUUACAUUGAGAAGUGGCAGGAAUACGGAAUCUCGCGUGAUGGUGGCCAUGCGAAACUCGCGUACGACUGGUACGGGAGUUGGACAACCUUGUAUUCGCUGUACGCGGACGCGGUGCUGUGUUUCCAUCCGAGCACCACGAAUACAUCAUCCGCUUCAUCUGAUGAGGAGGCCAGUGUUGAUAAUUACGCGGCCGGGGAUGCGCACACUCAAGAGCCGUUGUCGUCUAAGAAGGGCUCGAACGGUCGCCGACCCAUCACCAAAGACUUCAUUCCCUCGAGCGUCUAUAAGGGACAGUCGAAAUGGUAUGCCCAAGCCAUGCAGAAGUACGGCCUCCCCCUCGACAGUCGGCACCUGUACACCAAGUCUGAUUGGGAGUUCGAAGCCGCCGCCGUCGCAUCGAAGAAAGUCCGCUCCGACAUCCUUGACCGGGUGGCGCUGUGGCUCAACGAGACAGUCACCGAUCGCCCGUUCACAGACCUGUACAACACCGAGGGCAACGGCGGAUUUCCCGGUCCGUGGUUCUUUGCAAGGCCGGUCGUCGGUGGGCAUUUCGCUUUCCUGACGCUCGAACGGGCUUGUGGUGGCACGGCUGCGAGCGCGUUUGAUUAUGAGGAGUAGGAGGGUGGAGUCGGGUGGGUCCUUGGAAGGAUCUGAUGGCCCACUGUAGCCAGUGUACGGUCCCAACGACCAUCAGUUAACGGUGUAUAUGUCAUGCUCAAGAGGUAUAUAUGUGCAAUAACAGUACCUAUUACUUUAUGUUGACAUCCGAAGGACCUCAUGGCCCAGAAGGUGAAUCACAUGAUGUUCAGUCGAUCAAUCUCCAUCCUGUGGAGAUCGUUUGUUCGAGUCCGCAUCGCAUCAC